Linum tenue is the source of this 438-nucleotide messenger RNA. NCBI's taxonomy places the organism in Eukaryota, Viridiplantae, Streptophyta, Magnoliopsida, Malpighiales, Linaceae. The record is from the annotation of a GenBank genome assembly.
AUGCUGUUGAGGAAUCUAAACCCAUCCAUUGGUCUUUGUAAUGGUACACGCUUAAUGGUGCUCUAUUUGGGCCAUUAUGUGAUAAAAGGAAUGAUAAUGGGGGGUACAUUCAAUGGUAAGACUGUGGCAAUUCCAAGAAUUGUCCUUAGUGUCAAUGAUUAUCGUUGGCCAUUUGUUCUUAAGCGCCGGCAGUUUCCAGUACGAUUGUGCUACGCCAUGACAAUCAACAAAAGCCAGGGCCAGACAUUGCAAAAUGUUGGUGUGUAUCUGCCGAAGCCAGUGUUCAGCCAUGGCCAACUUUAUGUCGCUGUUUCUAGAGUUAGAACACCAGAUGGACUUAGGUUCCUUAUUAUGAAUGAAGAUGGCGUGCCUUCCAACUGUACCCGAAAUAUUGUUUACCAGGAGGCAUUCGUUGACCUUCAGACCCCAUCUUCCUAA